This is a messenger RNA of Symbiodinium natans, 942 nucleotides long. NCBI's taxonomy places the organism in Eukaryota, Dinophyceae, Suessiales, Symbiodiniaceae. The record is from the annotation of a GenBank genome assembly.
AUGGACUGCAUCACCUGGAGCCCUGCGGGGCGGAUCCUCCAGGUGGAGUAUGCCAUGGAAGCCGUGAAGCAGGGGACACCCGUCCUCGGCUUGCGAUCCAAGGCAUGCGUUGUCCUGGUCUCUUUCAAGAGAGCCCAGUCAGAGCUGGCGCAGCACCAGCAGAAGAUCUUCAAGAUCGAUGACCACAUGGCCAUUGGCAUCUCUGGCCUGACAGCAGAUGCGCGUGUCCUGGCCGACUACAUGCGGAACGAGUGCCUGAACCAUCGCUACGUCUAUGACGCGGCGAUGAACGUGGGCCGGCUAGUGGCGCAGGUCGCCGACAAGUCGCAGCAGAAGACCCAGAACUCCUCCAAGCGGCCCUACGGCGCCCCUUGUCCGCACGGGUCGAAGCAUACCUUGCCGAGGGGACUUGCAGUAUGCGCAGGCUGUGCAGGGUGCAGAGGCGUCGGUUUUCUGUCAGUCUGCUGGCAAGAGUCUGCUGGCAAGGUUGGGCUCCUCGUGGCUGGCUGUGACGAGAAAGGCCCACACCUCUACGAGACUUGCCCGAGCGGCAAUUACUUCGAGUCGCUUGGCAGCGCCGAGCUUCAGCGAUCCAAUCUCCGCAGACGGUACUACGCCAUGGCAAUCGGCGGGCGCUCGACAUCAGCCAAGACCUACCUAGAAAAGCACUUCGCAGACUUCGAGACGGCAGACGUGGACGCGCUGGUGAAGCAUGGGCUCGAGGCCAUGAACAAGACGACCUCCUCGGAUCAAUCCUUGACGACCAAAAACACUGCAGUGGCCGUGAUGGAGACAGGAGGCAAGUAUCGGGAGCUUUCGAGUGACGAGCUGCAGAAGGUCAUCGAUAGCCUGGAGAAGAAGGCGGAGGACGAGCCCAUGCCGGACGAGCCCACGCCGGCGGCGGAGAGCGCUGAGAGCGCGGCUCCCAUGGACACCACGUAA